AUGCUGUUCAGCGGGGCUGCCGCGGAGCCCGGGGGCUCUGGGCGCUCAGCUCGGCCCUUCGCGGCGGGGCCCGGCGGCGGGUGCCGGAUGUGGGACCGGCAGAGACACCGCGCCGGGUCACGCUGCGAGCGGCCCUCGGGCCGACGGGAGCGGCCCGGACACCGGCAGGCAGCAAUGGGGAACCCGAAGGGAGCGCGCGUGUGCCCGACACCUCCUGCCACCGCCGGUGACGUGUGCCCGACACCGCCCCACAGCGUGUGCCCGACACCUGCUGCCACCGCCGGUGACGUGUGCCCGACACCGCCCCACAGCGUGUGCCCGACACCUGCUGCCACCGCCGGUGACGUGUGCCCGACACCGCCCCACAGCGUGUGCCCGACACCUGCUGCCACCGCCGGUGACAUGUGCCCGACACUGCCCCACAGCGUGUGCCUGGGACAUUAUUGGAAUAAUGGUGCACACUCAUAGGAUUUGCAGUCUUUGCACUAGGUUGAUUUCAGA
Molecule: messenger RNA, 501 nt
Organism: Motacilla alba alba
Lineage: Eukaryota; Metazoa; Chordata; Aves; Passeriformes; Motacillidae
Product: glucose-induced degradation protein 4 homolog
Exons: 2
Coding region: 1-468 (155 amino acids)
Source: RefSeq, a predicted model, not a curated record